AUUCAAACGUCGCGUUCCCGCCGUGCCAGUUUUUACCAACCACCGGCUGACGGCAAGACGACAACAGCGCACCGGACGGCUACGGCUACGGCAACGCUGGAACGGUGCAACCGGCUCGUCAUGGUGGACCCUCUGUCUCUUACCUGUCGUGGCAACGAGUGUAUUGCUCGUCCACACAUAAACGCGACACAGCCGGCCGCCGCAAGUCAACGACAUUUCCCUUAAUAACAAUCGUAAUAAUAACUGUUUGUUCGUUUGCAGUACAUAUUUUUCGUUGCUCAACGCGCCACAAUAAAAUACCAUACUCGGCGCAUCGUCUUGUUCUUAUUUAAAAGUGUGGUGUCACCGCGGGCUCGGCACAGACAUCCGCCAACACCCGUCAACACUGGAAACACGCGAAGACGGAUACACAACCCGACCGUGUCGAAUUGGCACCCCGUAAAGGAAUCACCGUACAAACAAUACCACACACAACCGCGAUGUCGGACCACCAACAGUCGGCGAGGGAAGACCCGUUGCAGCGGGUGGCAGAACUAUUGGAGAUGAACAGGAUCCAACAAACUACAGGGGCGGACCCCGGGAGAACAACGGCCAAUAUACGAAACAUGCCACUCUAUCAACUACAGCGGGACCCGGCACUGUGGGCAGCAUACAUACGGGGAUGGGAUGAUAAGACGACGGACGUGCACAAAAACCUCUGGCUGACGCAAUCAUUAACAUACCGACAACCAUCAGUACUAGUCCCCAGACCAACAAGGAGCGAAACACCCGCAGCCCACACAAGACGGGCACAGCCGGUAACGCACGCCUACGGUCCGCCGACUACGCCACACAACACCACGAUAACAACAACCAACACCACGGUGACAGGGCCGCAACCGGCAGCGACGGCAUCGGGACUGACAAAGCGGCAACGGAGAAACAAGGCGAGGUUCAUGGAGUACAUGGCAAAGAAGAAGGAGAGGGCGAAGGCGAAGGCCAGCAAACAACAUGAUUCACCCAUUACUCCCCAACCGCUGACAACAUUCCGGGACGACAGGGCUGUGGACGGACAUUCACCAGCCGGUUCAGCCACCACGGGACACGCAACAGACACGUCCGUCCCAAACCCACCGGAAACCACUGCGGAAGAGAUGGUAAUCACACCGGUGGAGGAGAACGAGGUGCUACGGGGCAAAACCCCGGAAUACACGAGGAAGGAAGACAACGACCAUGACACGUCAUGGUGGUCCAUGAUCUCGGCGGAGUCCUUCCCAAAAAAGAAAGAGUGACCAGGCAAAGCCAGAGCCACGCACCGCUGUUACAAGCCGGAAACCGUGGUUAGGGCCCGAGCCCGGAACCCCCCGAAACACCGGUCGGAUCGCCACCAUGACUGGCGGUUUGGAGGAGGAGUAUGACACGGACCCGGGAACCGGCGUUUGAAUUCGGACGUCGCGUUCCCGUCGCGCCAACUUUUACCAACCACCAGCUGACGGCAAGACGACACCAGCGCACCGGCCGGCUACGGCAGUGGAACGCUGGAACGGUGCAACGGGCAAUCGGGACGAAAAAACAUAGAUACUAUAAUUUUAUUCCACAGAUUAACUUACACAGUUUGAAAAUUUUCAUGUAAUAUUGCUUGAACGAAUAAGGUUUUUUUUUUUUGCGCAUCUUAACUGUAUACGUUGUUUUAUAUGUAUGGAAUUUCAUUUUAUUAAAUUAUGAGAAUAU
This is a messenger RNA of Acyrthosiphon pisum (pea aphid), 1710 nucleotides long. RefSeq lists its product as uncharacterized. Lineage: Eukaryota; Metazoa; Arthropoda; Insecta; Hemiptera; Aphididae. The record is from RefSeq and is a predicted model, not a curated record. The transcript is spliced from 2 exons. Bases 480 to 1271 code for a protein of 263 amino acids.